CGAGAUGUGUGGUUUGGACGAAUACCAACCUGUUUCACUUUGUAUCAGGAUGAGAUAACUGAAAGAGAAGCUGAACCUUACUAUGCAUUACCCAAUUGGUUUGCUGUUUGAUCUCCAUGCAUCAAAUACAGCCCUUCCUUGGAGCAUCACAGUGCAUUUCAAGAAUUUUCCAGAAAAGGAUCUUCUACACUGCCAUUCUAAGGAUGUGAUUGAAGCUCACUUUAUGGCUUGCAUAAAAGAAGCAGAUGCUUUAAAGCACAAAAGUCAAGUCAUCAAUGAGAUGCAAAAAAAGGAUCAUAAGCAGCUGUGGAUGGGGUUACAGAAUGAUAAAUUUGAGCAAUUUUGGGCCAUAAAUCGAAAGCUUAUGGAAUAUCCUCCAGAAGAUAGUGGAUUUCGAUACAUCCCGUUUAGAAUUUAUCAGGCAACCACAGAGAGACCUUUUAUACAGAAGCUGUUUCGACCAAUUGCUGCAGGAGGACAGCUGCAUACUUUGGGAGAUCUCCUAAAAGACGUGUGUCCUAGUGCUAUUACCCCUGAAGAUGGAGAAAAGAAGACUCAAGUGAUGAUUCACGGCAUUGAGCCAAUGCUGGAAACACCAAUACAGUGGCUAAGCGAACAUAUGAGCUAUCCAGAUAAUUUUCUUCACAUUAGUAUCAUUCCCCGGCCUACUGAUUGAAACUCAGCUAUACUGGUAUAAGGAUCACUCUCAAGCUCGAAUUAUAAGGGCAUGUCAACUUUUUGCUUCUGUCGGUCUUGAUGGAGGCAGUCCGACCAGAAAAAACAAAAAACGAAACAAAACAAGAAGUCCUCACUGCUGCGAGCCAAACAGGAAGAGAGAUCCUAUCAGCAGAUAGGGGCAAUUGGGCUGAUCUUACUUUGCAUCACCACUGCUUUUCUUCACUGCUGUAAUUAAACUUCAGUUGCGAUAUGAAAGACUUCACAGGACUUCUGCAAGUCUGCUGUUUUCUUGUAAAAUAGAAUGAAGCUGAAACUGUCAGCCUGAAGAGCAAAUGGAAAUAUGUCACUUGAUUGUAUUUCUGAUUAACAAAUAAACAGGGGUAUUUCCUAAAGCGGUAGUGUUUCAACUUUGAGAGUGGAAACAUUGGUUUAAUUUUCUAGAAAGUUAGACACUGAGAGAUUCAGUUACCAAUAGCUUUUUGUAAAAGAUCAAAUUACUGUAAACCCAUCUUUCCUUAAUGAGAAUUUCAUGUUUACAGUAUGUGUAUUGGUAUGCAAAUGAUCUUUUAACUUUGAUAACAAGCAGUGAGAGAUUUUAAAGUAAACCCAUGAGCAUGUUUUGUCAUUUAAAAACAUGCACAACUUAAUAAUUUACAAAUACUUUUGAUUUGUAUGCAGUCACUUAGUAUACUCCAGUAUGUUUAUUAUUCAAACCGGUUUCAUAGAAUAGCAACGAUGUAGGAUAAUUUGUCUCAGGAUUUGUCAUGGCAUUUCUUUGUGCUCAUCUAAUUUUUUUUCUGUGAGACUAUUUUCUUAAAUUAGUUUUAAAAAAAAAAAAAAAGUAAAUGGCUGUUGCAAACUAUUGUAUCCUGCUGUUUAUUCCCAUAGACUAGAAAACAGUUAAAUCAUAGUAUGAUGAAAAGAUGUAUUCCUUUUAAUAAUUUUGAAUUUUGGAAAGCUGAGGCUUUUCCAAGCUAAUACUGCUUUUCAUCUGAGUUUAGUUUUUUACUGUGGUCCCUGGGCAAUCAGUCUGAAAUUUAAAAGCUUAUAAUCUCAUUGCAUAGAUUUUUUUCCCUUAAUUUAGCAGAUGUAUUUUUAGGUUAUUGGAUUGCUUUGGUUUUUAAAUGUUUGUUUACUGUUACAGCUGCUACUAGGAUUCUGCCAUUUUUUCACAUUAUGUUAAAUUCAUCAAACUGUGUGCCAUAUUACUUUGUCUACAGUUUUCAGUUGUUUGUGGCACAAGAGUAUGUUUAUAGUAAACAUAUUAUCAACUACAUUUUCUAAAGAAAAUAGGACCUUUUGCUUUGAGAAAGAGUAGCUGUUGAAGUUCUUGGUGAGUCUGGGCUUGCAAAUGUUCUGCUGCCAUUCUGUUUUGUUUCCACACUGCCUUUAUGGUAGGAUACUUGCCUGUAUCUGAAAAAGAAGAAAAUGAAAAUCAAAGCAAAUCCAUCAAAAAGCUCUUUAAGGAGAAGAGGAAAGGAUUUCUUUGGGCAAGGGUAGAAUUGAGGCUAGAAAAGCCCCAAGGGCACAAAAAUGUCAGUAGAACCAAUGGUGUUUAAAAUGUAAAUGAGGAAAAAGCGUUAAGGCAAUGGAAGGAGAAAAGUAACAGUGAAAUAAAUACAUGCUGUAUUCUGCAGGUCAUGAAGAAUUUUUAAAAUGAAACAAAAUAUGUUGAUCUGUGUAAUGAAGGAUGGAAAUAUAAUAUUCUUUUAGAGGGAUGAUUUGGUUGAAUUAUUCUAAUUUUCAACUCUGGAUUUUUUUUUACAGGGUUGGAUUGGCAUGUAUAAACUUUCAUAGGCAGCCACAUCUAAAUAUUCUGGAGAAUUUCAACGUACUGCCAAUGGAUAAAGCAAAUAUUUUGUAGAGUCUUCAUAUUUAGAAGGAAAAAAAGCCUUUCAUAGGGACAAUUUUCUGAUAUCCAGGAUAAAUAUAAGAGGCAGUGCAUUUAAAAAAGAAAAACUAUAAAGACUUUCCUUUGUUUUAAGGUAAACUGGAGAAGUCACUGCCUGUUUUAGCAUAUUCUACACCAGCAUUUUAAGUAUGCAGCUCUCUUCUCAUGGCCCAUGUUUGCUAGUAAAUCCAACUUUUAAAGCCUGGCAUGAAACAAACAAUAAAAAGCUUGGCUUUAAAACAUACUCUUUCCUCUUAUUUUAACUAUUUAAACUUUAUUAAAAAAUGAAAUAAAGUUUGAGUCUGUCUUUAUUUCCAGCUAAAUAAGAAUCUUUGUUUGGUGGAGUGACAGAAGGAAAACAUUUACUAAUACUUAAGUAAAUACAUUUUGUGUUUAUUUACAUAAAGCUGGUAGAAAGAUGUGUCUGAACAAAAGCACUACAUUACAAAAAUGGUAUCUUUGCUUUAUCUGAUUGUAACUAUAUCUGAUUUUUAAUAUCUGAUUUUAAUCAUUCUCUUUUAUUUUCACUGCCUUGCUGUGUGAAUAACAGUAGUAACAGAAGGUGCACUGUGGCUUGAUUACAUGUUUUUCUUCAGUGUGAAAUUCUGUAACUUCUGAAAAAACAGAUUCAGUCUAAACUGGUCAGAGUCUAAACUAGUACUCACUAAAUUCAUUUCAGUGCUCAUGGAAAGUGGCAAAUAAACACACAUUCCUCUAAGUUUAGAAUCGAAGUGUAUCCAAUGAACAAAGUAAAGCAUAGUUUUAAAAAGGCAAAAAAUGGCUUGUUGCUGCAUUCGCUGUCGCUGUUGGGAAUAUUUGUGUAUGACAGAAGACUUGCAGGAAUGGGAAGAAGAGAUAUUAAUGUUAAGGACAACUCAGGCAGAGAGAAACAUGCAGUAUGAACUAGCUAUUAAUAAACUUAUGUCAAGGAAAACUAUUGAGCUUUUUCAAACCAAGUUACUCCUCUCCAAAGAGUUUUAGGGGCUGUGGAAUAAGCUAAUAUGAAGACUAAUAUAUGAUAAGGGUAAGAGCUGGUUGCCUGUGACAGCCGCCAUGGGAGUCAGUGACUGGGAAAGUCCUUUCCAUUCUGUGUCCUUGUGUGUUUUGCUCUGAUAGCUGGAUAGCUAUCAGCUGAUGAGCGGUUUUGAUCAUCACUUCCAGUAUUGGUUUAUUUGUGGUAUGAUAAUUAAGGCAUUUUUCACUUCCUUCUAUGGUGAAUGACAUCUGAGUGACAAAUCCUUAUUUAUGGCGCUGAUGAUGACUUUCAUUUUGGUGGUUUUCUGUUUUCAGUAUUUAGGAAAAUCUGCAUCUCAGAUGUACAAGUGUAUUGGCACACUCUUAGGCGUAAAAAGUGGCUCUUUGCUAUAGAGGAUGUUUUAAACAAAUGUGUGACGUGCUUGUCGGUGAUAAUUUAGCAAAUCAAGAGGCUUAACAAAAAAGGACAGAGGAAUGCUUUUUAUAGGCACUUUCCAAAAUGAACGUUAUGUGCAGUAGUCAUUUAAAACUCUCCAAACAAUCUAGGGGUUAUUUUGCUUACAAAUAUAGCAGUAAGGUAGAGAAUGUGUUUAUUCCUAUGCUGAAUUUUAUUCCUAUAUGUAGAAGUUAAAAUUGUUUGCAUACUUGUAUAAGCCUAAUACUGAUAUUGAUGACUAUCAAAUUGUGCUAGAAGGAGAACUAGGUUUGUGACUGGGAGGUCUCCUGUGAGUGCAAUUCUUCUGAUAUUGCAAAUGGAUGAAAUGUGGAGUUUGAGUGAACCCGACUUUCACCUUCCAGCACAAACAAAAUUACUCUGAAAGGCCUUUACAGAGAAAAUAAUGUUACUUUCUUGAUGUGGCAGAAGUUUAUUUCAGGGGAAAAUAUUUCCUAAUUAAAAAUAUUUAUGAUUCAAAGUUUGUGGCUAUAUCAGGGUAAUAAAAAGGCUCUCAGAAAAUGGCUUAAGCCAUUGAUUUUAGCGCUCCCUGAUUAUUUGGACAGGAAAGAGGUUCCUGAAGUGAGUGGCCUUUUUUUUUUUAAACUAAGGAUGGGAAAGGAUAUAUACAGAGGGUUUUAGAAUAUCAUAUUACAUGUAGAAUGGAUUUCCAAAUUAAAGCAGGUAGGUGUCUGUUCUGUUUUAAAACUUCUGAUUUUGAGACAAUGCUGGUGACAUUUCAAAAUGUCAUACUGAACCUGAGUAAUAUUUCUUUAGAGAUGCACAAAGAUGUGAAGUUUCAAAUGCUCAGAAGUAGAUUUCGGAUUUCUGUAGUUUUAAGUCAUACUGUCACAUUAGUUUGUGGAAGAAGAGCUUAAAAUGAUCACGAGAUGUAUGUUUUCUUUCCUUCCUUCCCCUUUCAUGCCUGCGAGGUUCAAGUAAUUCAGUUAUUUAAACUGUGAAAUAAAACAUCAGUUUCUCUAAAGAGUAGAUUGAAGAACACAAAAGAAUAAAAGUUCUUUCAAACGCGACAAAC
Molecule: messenger RNA, 5013 nt
Organism: Struthio camelus australis
Lineage: Eukaryota; Metazoa; Chordata; Aves; Struthioniformes; Struthionidae
Source: RefSeq, a predicted model, not a curated record